Molecule: messenger RNA, 2517 nt
Organism: Ilex paraguariensis (yerba mate)
Lineage: Eukaryota; Viridiplantae; Streptophyta; Magnoliopsida; Aquifoliales; Aquifoliaceae
Source: the annotation of a GenBank genome assembly
AUGAAACCCAACCCAUCCGUCAGACCCUCUCGGGUAAUCCCGAUUUUCUCUCGGGUCUUUCCUCACAAGCUCACGUAUCAAUCUUUCUCUAAGAAGCUAGGGUUUCCAAAUUUACCCAUUGCUCAACAACACCAGCAUAAUGAGAUUAGGGGCGGUGUUCGCCGAUAUUCUACCCGACCCAGAUUGGGCACGGGUUCGGAGGCUAAGGCUUCGAAGAGUUUGAUCGAGGAUGAAGCUGAACUCAGUGACUGGGUCAAUGAGCUAAGGUCUAACUCGUCUAAAACUCGGUUAUACAGUGACACUGAUAACGACAAUGAUAAUCGAAACGGUGAUUCUGGGAGGGUUAGGAGUGGAAAUAGACAUAGGGGUGGAGAUGAGAGACGUGGGAAGAGGAGGAGAGAGAGUGAUUCAGAUGAUUUAACUGUUUCAAACGGGCGAAAGGGGACCCGGGACUCAUUUCCAGUAAUGGGGACCCGGGACUCGUUUUCAGGAAGGGGGACCCGGGACUCGUUUUCAGGAAGGGGGACCCGGGACUCCUUUCCAGGAAGGGAGACCCGUGACUCAUUUCCGGGGAAUUCGAGGGGAAAAGGUAAAUUCGGUGGUCAUGGAGAAAAUGAGAAAGAUGGAUUGCGGAGAAGAGGGAAUGGUUUAAAUUAUUCUAAUGAUUUUGGUGCGCCAAGUAAGCAAAAUGGUUCUGAUCGGUUUUCUGGGAAUCCAAGGAAUAAAGGGAAAUUUAGUGGAGAAUUUGGUGGAAAUAAGGAUGGGUUUAUGAUGCGGGAUACAGAGAAAAAGAGAGGUUUGGGGAAUGGGAUUAACCGAGCAGGUGGUGGCACUGUAGGGGGACUGAGGAAAGGUGGGAAGAAUUUGGGGAGAACAGGUUUAGUGAUGUCAGAUGAGGAUAAUGAGGAUGAUGAUGAAGAGGUAAUAGGUCGGUUUAGAGAUUUGAUCAGUGAUGAAGAGAGUGAAGAAGAAGAAGAAGUAAAAGAAGAUGAUGAUGAUGAUGUGUUUAAAAAGAGUCCGUUGACUCGAUCUCGAUCAGACAUUGGAGAUAGUCUGCCUGUUUCACCCAAAAAUUCACCUGGAAGAAAUGAUUCUUACCUAAGUGAAACCAGGUUCGAUCAAUGUGCCAUCUCUUCCUUGUCGUUGAAAGGAAUUAAAGAUGCUGGGUAUGAGAAGAUGACUGUAGUACAAGAGGCAACGCUUCCCAUCAUUCUCAAAGGUAAGGAUGUACUCGCCAAAGCAAAAACUGGCACUGGAAAAACUGUAGCAUUUUUGCUUCCCUCAAUUGAAGUAGUUGUAAAAUCACCUCCUGUUGAUCGUGAUCAGAAGCGACCUCCAAUUCUUGUUCUUGUAAUAUGCCCAACCCGAGAGCUUGCAAGCCAAGCUGCUGCAGAGGCUAAUACCCUGUUGAAGUAUCAUCCUUCUUUUGGUGUUCAAGUUGUAAUAGGAGGUACAAGACUUGCUUUAGAACAGAAACGCAUGCAAGCAAAUCCAUGCCAGAUUCUUGUGGCAACACCUGGAAGGCUCAAAGAUCAUAUAGAGAACACCCCAGGGUUUGCAACUCGGCUGAUGGGUGUGAAAGUACUUGUACUUGACGAAGCUGAUCAUUUGUUAGACAUGGGAUUUCGUAAGGACAUUGAGAAGAUCAUAGCAGCUGUUCCAAAACAGCGGCAAACACUUCUUUUUUCUGCCACAGUACCGCAGGAGGUCCGUCAAAUUUGCCAUAUUGCUUUGAAAAGAGAUCAUGAAUACAUCAAUACAGUUCUGGAAGGCAGUGAAGAGACACACUCACAGGUUAAACAGAUGCAUCUAGUUGCUCCUUUAGACAAGCAGUUUUCACUACUUUAUGUUCUACUGAAAGAGCAUAUUGCUGAUGAUGUUGAUUAUAAGGUUCUUGUGUUCUGCACAACUGCUAUGGUCACAAGACUCGUUGCUGAUCUUCUUGGUGAGCUAAAUUUGAAUGUCCGAGAAAUCCACUCUAGAAAGCCACAAAGUUACAGAACCAAGAUUUCUGAUGAAUUCCGGAAGUCUAAAGGUCUUAUUCUUGUGACUUCUGAUGUUUCUGCACGUGGAGUAGAUUAUCCAGAUGUUACUCUUGUUAUACAGGUUGGCUUGCCAGCUGAUAAACAGCAAUACAUACAUCGACUUGGUAGAACUGGGCGUAAAGGUAAAGAAGGGCAAGGCAUAUUGUUGUUGGCUCCUUGGGAGGAAUUCUUUCUGUCGACUAUUAAGGACUUGCCAAUAACAAAAGCUCCUGUACCUUUGGUUGAUCCAGACACAACAAAAAGGGUGGAACGAGCACUCUCCCAUGUAGAGAUGAAAAACAAAGAAUCAGCAUACCAAGCAUGGCUUGGUUACUACAAUUCCAAUAAGACUGUGGGACGGGACAAGUUCAAGCUUGUGGAGCUCGCAAAUGAGUUCAGUCGUAGCAUGGGUCUUGACAAUCCUCCAGCAAUUCCAAAGCUAGUCCUCGGUAAAAUGGGCCUAAGAAAUGUUCCUGGUUUGCGUUCUAAAUAG